UGACAAAAAACAAAAAACAACCACUAGUCACUACUAUGUAUAUUAAUUAAUGGAUAUCGUAAAAAAGAUCCAAUAAGGUAAUGGCAGAGUUGUAAUAAAAAAGAGGAAGCAGCGGUUUCAUCACGAACUUAACACGAGACAGCUUUUAUUUGAAAAUGGCUCCACUUCACGAGGCUUCUCUUUCUCCCUUAUCUCUCUCUCUCUCGCCGUAGGCUUUACUCGAGAACCAGACCCAAGAUCGCUUUAUUUAUACACAUCAAUGCACUCAUUGUAGUAAAAAACACAGUUUUUAAAUUACCAAAAGCCUCGAUGAAUUCUCCAAGGUUGUCUCUUUUCUUCUCUGUUUUCGAGUGAUUCUAUUUUCCAACGGUAACAAAAGGAUUUAUUUUUCAAAAAAUCCGACAGAGAAAGAUCAGAGCUUUCUUCUUCUUCUGACAAUCAUCAUCAGACAGAGACAAAGAUAACGACAAAGACAGAGACUUUCGUUGCUUUUUUUUUUGUUAAAGUUGGUUGGUGAAUAAAAAUGGAGAGAAGUAACGAAUCGUUGAUGAUGAGGAAAUCGAAGUGGCAGUACCCACAGACGCCGAGGAUUCUUCAAUUGCCACGUAGGCAUAGUGUUCGACGGAAUGCUGCAAAGGGUUUGAAGACAACGCUUUCUUCGUCGUCUCAGAAGGAUCGGAGAGUGAAACUGGAGGUUCUGUUUCAUCAAGAGAGGACUUUUGAUCGAGGGGCAUCGAUUGUGAUGGUGAAUGAGGAGGAAGAAGGAAGGAGAAGAGGGAAAGUUGCAGAUGGGAGAGAGAUUGGUGGGUUUCCAUCUUCUUCUGCGGCUGAUGAAGUUGAGGAAGCUAAGUGGAGGUUUCAAGCGGAGAUGUUGAGAUCAGAGUGUAAUUUGUUAAGAAUAGAAAAAGAGAUUGCUUUGAAGAAGAUGGAGAGGAGGAAGAAGCGAAUGGAGAGGACGCUGAGAUCUGCUGUUCUUACUCUUCUCUCUGGGAAACAGAGAAUCUCUGAAGGGAAGAAAGAGAGCAAGGUUUUGGAAGAUGAGAUAAGCUAUUUGGUUGAGAAACUGAAUGAGUUAAAGUCUCCAAAGGUUAAGGACAUGGAAGCUAGAAACUUCAGACAUAAUUUUGAUAAGCAAGCUUCUGUUCUAAGAAGAGAGCUGGAGAGGUUUGAUGAGGCAGUUUCCGAAGAGGUUUGUGUCAAAGGAAUUCAGAAAAUGGCAGAAGCUAGCUUCUCGGUCCAUUCUGAUCAAAGCAUUCUUAGAAACAAUAAUGGAAAUAUAGAUACAUUGAGUAGUAAAAUGGAGGCGUUAUCGAAAGGGGUUUUGUUGGAAAGAAUGGAGAAGGAAUAUGGAUCGAGUCUCGUUGCACCGUCUUCAAGCUCUGUACAAGACAUGUAUAGUAAGGCAAUUAAAGCGCACGAGGAAAAGAAAGACUGUUCUAGACACUGCAAAGCAGUUAUGAGGAAGAUCGCGGAUGAAGUAAGAGCUGAAGCAGAGCAAUGGUCACAAAUGCAAGAGAUGUUAAAUCAAGUUAGAAAAGAAAUGGAAGAGCUUCAAUCAUGUCGUGAUUUCUGGCAAAACCGCGCUCUUGAGUCAGAUGCUGAGAUACAAAAUCUACAUUCCUCGGUUGAAGGAUGGCGAAGAAAGGCGUUAUCAUCGGAAGCAAAGUUGAAAAACCUACAAGAAGAGGUUUGCGAAUUACAAGAAGAGAUCAAAAGUAUGAGGAAGGAAGAUAAGUUAGAACUAGAGAAGAACAAAUUGCCAUCAGAGUCAGAGAAAAGGGUAUUGAUUUGUCGGUUAAAAGAAAACCGACAUAGCAACAAUGGAGAUUGGUCUAAGUACAAAGAAGGAAGAACAACAAAACCGUCGAGCUCGAGACCUCCUAUGAGGGAAGUUAAGAACAGUUCAGCCACAGCAAGGCAGAGAAACUCCAAUGUCAUCAAAAUGUAACUUUUUUUUCUGACCAAAACCGGAUAUUACCGGUUUUUCUUUCUUCGGUUAAUAAAUUUUACGAAUUGAGUUCA
Arabidopsis lyrata subsp. lyrata is the source of this 2022-nucleotide messenger RNA. Its product is annotated as nucleoprotein TPR. Lineage: Eukaryota; Viridiplantae; Streptophyta; Magnoliopsida; Brassicales; Brassicaceae. The transcript has 5 exons. The record is from RefSeq and is a predicted model, not a curated record. The coding region runs from base 524 to 1948 and encodes 474 amino acids.